AUGAUCGUUCUCCAUCCAUCCCCUGGUUCCAUCGCCCUCUGCAAGGUCACCGAGCUCGUCCCAUCCCACCGCUGCAAUGCACUGUCCCAGCAUGCACCACUGCAGUCCCCCUCUCCCACCUUCACACAGAGACACUCUCACAUUGUCGGCUCUGACCCCAGCUCGCCAGGGGUCUCGGCGGACCGGAGCCUGGCCCAGAUACAGACCCCGCUGCAGAAACAUGGAUCCUACCGUCGCAUUAUUACAGACCGAGACAUCUGCUGUGACGACGCAAACAUCCCGGAAUAG
Molecule: messenger RNA, 288 nt
Organism: Knipowitschia caucasica
Lineage: Eukaryota; Metazoa; Chordata; Actinopteri; Gobiiformes; Gobiidae
Source: the annotation of a GenBank genome assembly